Messenger RNA from Chinchilla lanigera (long-tailed chinchilla), 2621 nucleotides. It is a transcript of the gene Icam1, whose product is annotated as intercellular adhesion molecule 1. The transcript has 7 exons. Gene Ontology annotation, biological process: cell-cell adhesion. The coding region runs from base 16 to 1998 and encodes 660 amino acids. Gene Ontology annotation, molecular function: integrin binding. NCBI's taxonomy places the organism in Eukaryota, Metazoa, Chordata, Mammalia, Rodentia, Chinchillidae. Gene Ontology annotation, cellular component: membrane. The record is from RefSeq and is a predicted model, not a curated record.
UUAUCCUUAUUCGGAAUGGAAUCAGUGACAACCCGAUUGUCCAGCAGAGUGGGCUGGAGCGGAGUGGGCAGAGUAAACGGUGAAUCGCCAUCACCCAGGUCGGAGGAGGAGACGUCUACCGUGGCCCGGGGCAGCCCCCGGACCACCUCCCUUCCCCACCGCUCCUCAUUGCUUCACAGCUGGGAAAUUCCGGGGCUCCCAGGCCAGCGAGGCAGGACCACCCCGCUCGCCGGGCACCCUGGGUCCGGAAAUGCCAGAGCCCCAGUUCGGGAGGGGAAGGCGCGAGGUUUCCGGGAAAGCGGCAGCGCCGCCCCUCGGUCCCGGGCCAGCGGGUAUAAAGGGCCGCGCGCGCUCUGCGCCCCAGUUGCGCCGAGCCCGCGCUGCCGCCAUCCGCGCUCCGCUGGCAAUGGCUCCACUGCCCGCGCUGCUCGCCCUGCUGGGCAUCGCCCUCCCAGGGAAGCCAUCCUGCCGCGAGGAGCCUCCGUGCUGGUGAACUGCAGCUUCUCCGGCUGUGAGCAGCAGUCGGGCUGGAAGCUGGGCCUGGAGACUCAGCUGCUCAAAGUCACACUGGGCAGCGGGAGCAACUGGCAGCUGUUCGAACUGAGAGGAGUCCUGGAAGACAGCUCGCCGAUGUGCUUCCUGACCUGCCCCGACGGGGGCCAGGGGACCGCCACGGUCUCCAUCACCGUGUACAGCUUCCCGGAGCAGGUGGAGCUGCGCCCCCUGCCGCCCUGGCAGCCCGCGGGCCAGGACCUCGCCCUGCGCUGCCUCGUGGUGGGAGGGAAGCCCCGGGACCGGCUCACCGCCGUGCUGCUCCGGGGACAGGACCAGCUCAGCCGGCAGCCCGUGGUCGGGGAGCCCGCCGAGGUCACGGCCCCCGUGCGGGUGGGCAGGGCCGACCAUCUCGCCAACUUCUCGUGUCGCACGGAACUGGACCUGCGGUCCCAAGGCCUAGAGCUCUUCCUCAACACCUCGGCCGCCAGGCAGCUCCGGACGUUCGUCCUGCCAGAGACUCCCCCGCAAUUUGCCACCCCCGGGGCCCUGGAGGUCGGCACCCGCCGGCGGGUCGCCUGCUCUCUGGAUGGGCUGUUUCCCGUCUCGGAGGCCAAGGUCCACCUGGCGCUGGGGGACCGCACGCUGAACGCCACAGUCACGUACCAGAAUGACUCCCUGUCCGCCUCGGCCUGGCUGGAGGUGACCGCACAGGAGGAGGGCGACCGCCCGCUGGUGUGUGCCGUCCUGCUGGGGAACCGGAGUAGCGAGUCCCGGAGGAACCUGGCUGUCUACAGCUUUCCAGAACCCAUCCUGACACUGAACGAGACCGAGGUCUCAGAAGGGGAUCUGGUGAUGGUGACUUGUGAAGCUCACCCUGGAGCUUUCGUGACUCUGAGUGAUGCCCCAGCCGAGCCUCUGUCCCAGAAAUCGCAGUUGCUGCUGAACGCCAGCGCUGAGGAUAACGGCCGCCGCUUCUCUUGCUCCGCGGCUCUGGACGUGGCCGGGCAGUUGCUGUACAAGAACCGGACCCGGCAGCUCACCGUCCUGUAUGGCCCCCGACUAGACGAGAGCGACUGCCCGGGGAACUGGACCUUGCCAGAGGGGUCCCAGCACACCCUGCGAUGCCAGGCCUGGGGGAACCCACCCCCCCAGCUUAGGUGUCAUCGCAAGAGCGACAACUCUUCGCUGCCCAUUGGGAGCCUGAGGUCUAUCAAGCGGGAACUCGCGGGCACCUACCUGUGCCGGGCCGUGAGCCCCCGCGGGGAGGUCAGCCGGGAGGUGCUGGUGACCGUUCUCCACGACCAGGGUCACAUGAUCAUCGUCAUUGUGCUGGUAGUCGCCGGAGCGAUCGUGGGCUCUGCGGCCGUAACCGCAUACUUCUACAACCGCCAGCGGAAGAUCAGGAAAUACAAGCUGCAAAAGGCGGCCGAAGCUUUGCUGCUGAAGUCCAAGCCACAGCUGCCUGAGCCGGCUCCCUCAGCGCAGCAGCAGCAGCAGUGCUGAACGGACCCGAGGGCCGGACAUGCGCCACACAGCUCUGCGCACCCUCUCGGGUGACGGAGGACAGGAUGAUGGCCUCAGGGCGAGGAUGACAUUUGGGAUCCUGGUGUCUGCACCUAUUGGACCCCAGGGUGGUGCACCUGACCUGUAGCCCCGGGGCUGAGCAGAAAAGCGAAAGAAGACUGGAGAAUGAGGAUGGGUGUGGGGCGCACGCCUGUCGUCCCAGCAUUCUGGAGGCUGAGGCAGGAGGAUCGCCUCAAGUCUGAGGCCAGCCUAGGCUACAAAGUGAGUUCAAGACCGGCCUGAACUGCAUAGCAAGACCUGUGUCAAAACAAACAAAAAGACUUGGCAUGUCUGUGAAGGGUGUUGAAGUCUGGCCUGGACACAGGGGCAGCGACAGAGACACAAACCUUUGGCUUUGUAGACCAAGAGCCGGGAACUAUGGAGACUCACUCCCCACUGGCUGUGCCGAGGCCCCGCGGCCCGAAGGAGGAAGUUGCCUGCACACAGAUAUGGGCAGAGCUGAAAGACGAAUAGCACACUUGCUCCGGAAAUGCCAGCUCUGGUACUACUGUCUAUUGACCGUGCCCAACUCUGGCCAAUGACAUAUUUAUUACUUUUUUAAA